CUGUCCAGUUUGAUUUGACAGCCACUCUUUGCAUGACCCGUUGACCAAGCAAGAGGCAGUGAAAACCUCUGAGAGUCAUAGAUGGACAGUGGAAACAGGAGUGCGAUAAAACUGACUGCAGUGAUAUUGAAUGCUGAUGGAGUGAUUCAAUAGAUCAAACAGCUGAGUUCCUCUGCAAGAUACAGUUAUUUUCUAAAAUAAAGCCACAAAAGAAGCUGGAUUAGCACAUGCCCUUGACUCCCACUUCAACUUUAUAAUACAUAUACGUUACUGUUCCACUUAACAAACUUGGACUAAACCUUCUACAAGAGAACGAGCAAACAAGCAUGAAAGGCUACUUGCUUUUGAUUUUGAAUGUUAUCAUAUUAAUAUAUGAGGUUCAUGGAUGUCCUGAAAAGUGCCUAUGCCAUCCACCUUCGAAGACAGUAGACUGCAAGAAUCGAGGACUUGUUGACAUUCCCUCCCAUUUACCUUCUGAAACUCAAAUCUUACUGUUGCAGAAUAACCACAUUUGGAGAAUCAAUCAAAGUGCAUUCACUGGAGCACCUUGGCUCAAAAUUUUAGAGCUGUCUAAUAAUUCGAUAACAAGUUUGGCAUCAGGUGCUUUCCAAGGGCUACGAUACCUACAGGUUCUAAACCUAACCAAGAACUUGAUUCAUUAUGUAGAAAACAAGACUUUCAGUUCCCUCCCACAGCUGAAAGAACUGGAUUUAUCUUUCAACAGGAUAUUAAGUCUGCCUGAAACUUUGGGGAAAAAUACCGGAAAUAUAACGUUAUUGUCUGUGAAACAUAACAAGCUUCAGAAAAUGGAAAGAGUUCUUCUGGAGUCACUUCCAAACCUGAAAGUUGUUCUUUUCAAAGAUAACCCAUGGCAAUGUAAUUGCAAUGUCUUUGGCCUUAAACUGUGGCUGGAGAGCUUUUUAUACAGAGGAGGAAUAAGUGAUGGCAUUAUCUGCUCCACACCUGAGAAUCGGAAGGGAAAGGACCUCCUUAAAGUUCCUUAUGAGAUGUACGGGGUAUGUCCUCCUACAGCUGCUCAUGUUACCCUGGCUAGUUUUCACCACCAUACCUCUGAGCACAGAAAUUCACUGAAGCAUGCUCAUCACAAUGAACAUGGAGACAGUAGCCAUUCAGACUGUGAACCUAAACCGAAAUCAAGGCCAGUUAAUUUGCGUCAUGCGAUCGCCACUGUAGUAAUAACUGGAGUUGUCUGUGGAAUUGUGUGUCUAAUGAUGUUGGCAGCUGCUGUUUAUGGUUGUGCCUAUGCUGCAAUUACUGCUAAAUACCACAAAGAACACUUGGCCCCAGCAAUAGAACAGGGGAGUCCUGAGGAAAAAGAGCCAUUUGAUAGCUCCUUGGCUUGAGUGAGUUUUGUUUUUGGUUUAUCUAAAAUAAGAACCCUCAGUUUAGUCCAAAGCCUAGUG
This is a messenger RNA of Alligator sinensis (Chinese alligator), 1424 nucleotides long. It is a transcript of the gene LRTM1, whose product is annotated as leucine rich repeats and transmembrane domains 1. Gene Ontology annotation, cellular component: membrane. Gene Ontology annotation, molecular function: protein binding. Lineage: Eukaryota; Metazoa; Chordata; Crocodylia; Alligatoridae. Gene Ontology annotation, biological process: regulation of presynapse assembly; axonogenesis; positive regulation of synapse assembly. The record is from RefSeq and is a predicted model, not a curated record. The coding region runs from base 327 to 1364 and encodes 345 amino acids. The transcript has 3 exons.